CGAACGCAUAUGACCGAACGCGAACACGUCCGAAAAUCAACCGAACGCGAACGUAUUUUUUUUAAUUUUUUAUUUUAUUUUUUUAUAUAUAUAGGGGUUUGGGGGCAUAGGGGGUUCUGAUGGGUGCGAAGAGGAGGAGGAGGAGAAAAUGGAGAACGACGACGAGGAAUAGACAGAAGGAGAAAAGGUCGAGGAGGAGGAGGAAGAAGAGGAGGACGAGGACGUAGAUAUGGCGGAGGAGGAGGAGGAGGAGAGAAUGGAGGAGGACGAGCAGUAGUAAGAAGAAGAAAAGGUUAAGGAGAGAAUGGAGGAGGACGACGACGAGAGAAUGGAGGACGAAGACAAUGGGGAGGGUGUAGAUAUGGUGGAGGAGGAGGAAGAAGAAGAGAAGGAGGACGUGGAUAUGGCGGAGGAAGAGGAGGAAGGAGGAGAAAGGAGGAAGAAGAAGAAGAGGAGGAAGAAGAAGGGAAAAGAAAAUAAUCGCGCAUGCUGAUGUGGCAGCGGAGGAGGAAGAGGAGGAGGAGAAGAGAAUGGAGAACGAGGACGAGGACAAGGAGCAGAAAGAAGGAGAAAAGGUCGAGGAGGAGGAUAAGGAGGACGAGGAGGUCAACGAGGUGGAGGCGCUGGAGGGGGAGGAAGAAGAUCGGGAGGGUGUAGGCUGUGUAGCAGGAGGAGGAAGAGAAGAGGAGGAGGAUGUGGAUAUGGCGGAGGAGGAUGGGGGAGGAGAAUAGAGGAAGACGAGGAGGAGAAGAGAAUGGAGAAGGAGGACGAGGAGUGGAAAGAAGGAUAAAAAGGUCGAGGAGGAGGAUAAAGAGGUGGAGGAUAAAGAGGAGGAGGAGGAGGUGGAGGAGGAGGAGGAGGCGAGGGUUGACGAGGUGGCGGAGAAGGAUGGGGAGGAGGAGCGCGACCUUUUUUUUUUUGUUUCUUCUGCCGUGCGUUCGUCAGAGGAGGAAGAGGAUAAAGAGGACGAGGAGGAGGGGGAGGAGGACGAGGAGGUGGUCGAUGACACGGAGGUGGAGGAAGAAGAGGACGAGGAGAGGGAGGAAGGCGGGGAGGAGGACUUCGAUAUGGCAGAGGAGGAGGAAGAAGACCACGAGGAGGUGGAGGAGGAGGAGGACGAGGAAGAGGAGGAGGAGGAGGUAGACGUGGAGGAGGAAGACGAGGAGCAAGAAGCAGAUGACGAGGAGGAGGAGGAGGUGGGGGAGGAGGUCGACGAGGUGGAGGAGGAGGACGAAGACGAGGAGGAAAAGGUGGAGGAGGUCGACGAGGUGGAGGAGGAAGAAGACGAGGAGGAGAAGGUGGAGGAGGUCGACGAGGUGGAGGAGGAAGGAGAAGAUGAGGAGGACGAGGUGGAGGCCCUGGAGGGGGAGCAGAACGGGGAGGAUAUGGCGGGUUACGAGUCAGAGGACGAGGAUGAAGAAGAAGAGGAGGAGGAGGAGGAGGAGGAGAAGAAGGAGGGGGCGGAGGAGGACGCGACGUGGUUUCUCACCUGGGAGGCGAUGGAGACAACGGUGACGGCGACGACGACGACGGCGACGGCUCCCCGGGCGGGUGACUGGCGGGGUCUUGAGGAAGGUCUAGGAGGGUGUCACAAAAGUGUCAGUGAUGAAGCAGUCUUCAACCGUUCCGUGAUGUAGACGACAAUGACUUCAGCUUGAUUGCCCCAGUAGCAGGUUGCGCCCGGCACACGAU
This is a messenger RNA of Chara braunii, 1692 nucleotides long. The record is from the annotation of a GenBank genome assembly. NCBI's taxonomy places the organism in Eukaryota, Viridiplantae, Streptophyta, Charophyceae, Charales, Characeae.